This is a messenger RNA of Talpa occidentalis (Iberian mole), 1544 nucleotides long. RefSeq names its product transmembrane protein 229A (gene TMEM229A). NCBI's taxonomy places the organism in Eukaryota, Metazoa, Chordata, Mammalia, Eulipotyphla, Talpidae. The transcript has a single exon. Bases 1 to 1095 code for a protein of 364 amino acids. The record is from RefSeq and is a predicted model, not a curated record.
AUGGCCAGCAGCGACGCGCACAGCGAGGGUCCAGCGCGGCGUCCCGGGGCCCCGGGCGGGCGGGCGGGCCAGCCGGCCUCCCGCCGCCCCGAGCCGCUGUCCACUGCUGAAGCGCCGGCCGCGGGCGCCGCGCUGCCGGCCUGGAUGCGCCUCUACUUCUACGGGAUGCACGGGAUCACCGUGGACGUGCUCGUGUCCUCGGCGCGGCGCUUCGUUCGCAGCCCCGACCUCCGGAUGCUGGGCUUCUCGUCGCCCUACCGCUGCCUCCUGCACGCGCUCACGCACUUCGCCCUGGAGAAGGUCUACCUGCAAAAGCGGCUCUGCCCCAGCGCCUUCCUCUUCAAUUUCCUCCUGUACCCCUCGGCCCACGUGGGGUUGCAGACCCUGGCGAGCCGGGCGCUGCUGUUCAGCCUAGCCGGCCGGCCGGGGGACACGGCGGCGCCGGGGGCGCUGGACCUGGUGCUGCAGUACGUGCUGGCGCUCUACCACUGCCAGGUGUUCCUGAAGCGCUUCCUGUGCUUGCGGUACGGGCAGCAGCAGCAGCAGCAGCAGCAGCUGGACGUGCCUCCAGCACCCCCGGGCACCCGGCCCCCUGCGGCGGUCAGUGGCAGAGCAAGAAGACCCCCCGGCGCCGGGCGCGCCAGGGGAGCCUCCAGCCGUGGGCUGCCUGACCUGCUCCGCUUUCUUUUCUUUGGCAUGCACGGCUUUUUGGAUGAGAUCUUCUUCACCUUCUUCUUUAAUGUGCUGGGGCAGGGAGACCAGGCGACCAGCGGUCACACAUCGCUGUGGUCCUUCCUUAUGUAUGGCAGCUGCAGUUUCGUAGUAGAAAAGCUCUACUUCCACCUCCACUACGGUCGCGGCUGGGGCACCUGGAGGCGGGUGCCCAUCUACGUAAUCUUCAUCUACACGUGGGAGUUUUCCUGGGGUCUCGGGCUCCGAACGUGCGGCGCUUGCUCCUGGGACUAUUCCCACUACCCGCUCAAUUUCAUGGGCCUCAUCACUCUGAUGUAUCUACCCGGCUGGAUAUUCCUGAGUGUGUACCAGGACCUACUUUCCAACGUGUUGUGGCGGGUGCAGUACGUACCAACUAACUAACCCCCUCCCCGGAAAAAGUCACUGGAUUCCCAUGAAUGAUUGCAAUUUAUUUUUACACGCUUUAAACGGAGUGGGUUUUUUUAGUCUUUUACUUUUUAUACGUUUUACUAAACUCUUCCAACAUGUUUUGUUCGACAUUUAAGUUUCUCUGACUAUUUGGAACCUAUGCAUAAUACUUUGAAAUGUAACUAGAAGCAUAAUUCAAAGUAUUUAAUUCAUCUGUUUAAAAACCCAUACAAGGCCAAUCAGCAAAACCAUUAUACCUUAACAUCUAACAUCGGAAAACUGUAGUAUUCACUUACUGUAGUAUUCACUUACUUGGGCGUAGGUGUGUGAUAACUACUAAUCUUUCCUUUUUCUUUAAUGAGGACGUUCUUAAAUCAGACAUCAGCGGUUUUUUGUUUGUUUGUUUUACAGAAUUUGGCGAAUUUUUCUGAUUUGAUUUGUUU